AAAAAACAGAUGAUUGACAGUGACAGUUGGUAAGCAAACACCAUGUUUUCUUGUAUUAUUACUAAUAAAUUUUAUUGAUUUUAAAAUGUGUUUUUAAAAAAUCAUUUAAAAACCGCGUGAUUUCAACAAGAAUGAUGAACAGCAAGAUAUUAAACACAAUUGCAAACGCUAUAGAUAGCAAAGAAGAAGCAAAAAAACGAAAAGAUUUUGGAAAAGUAAUCCUUCAAGACCUCGCUACUUGUGUACAAAACUGUCAAAAUAGAUUUGGAGGGAAAUCUGAGUUAGCUACCGAAGAUGAUUUAAGAAUAUCGCAGUUAUGUGAGAAAUGGGAAAAAGUAUUGAGCCAUGGCAUUAGAACAAAUUUAUCCACAUCAGCAUUACAAAAUUUGGUUUCAGCAGGCUUAAAUUUCACAUUCAACAUUGUGAAUAUUGGAAAUUCUUUAUGGAGCUAUACUUGUUUACACCUCACAAAGCACGAAAAAGAAAGAUUCAAGAUUCUAUCGAAUAUUAACACUCCACUUGGAUACUUCAGAGCAUUCCUUCGAGCUACUUUGAAUGAAAGGUCUUUGGAAAGAUAUCUACAAAGCUGGGUGUCCCAUGGUCUUCUCAUGGAGUAUUAUGAAGACUGGGCUCUUGUGCGAGAUACUGAGGCAACAAAUCUACUUCCAAACAUGGCUGCAGGCUUAUCAUCUAUUUUGUUUGCGUUAUCAAUUGAUAGAAGUGAAUUGAAUGAGUCACAGCAAACAAAUCAAAUUAGCAAAGCAGAACAUGUUAUACCUCUACCGGUACCAGUAAAAUCGAGUAAUAUGAAACGCAAACCAUUACGACAAGUAAUAUCUUUUGAUAAAACCGAACAGAAGAAUCAAUUGAGUGAUAAGAGAAAUUUGUUAGGAUCUGGUGACCGCCCUGAUACAGAUAUGUGGAAAAGUGCACCGGCCACAUGUUUGAACUCACCAGAUCCGAAAGAAACUUCGCAAAUUACGUCUAGCAGUGAACCGACGAGUUCUGAAUAUAGAAGUAGUAUUAGACAUUUCUUCCCCGAUAGUGUCAAAAGCAUAGAUAGUCCAUCACAAAUAUUAUCCAAGCUUUCAGAGUGCGCAAAAGAGAUAUUCACCUCUUCCAAUAGUAUUGAAGCAAAUUAUGUAAUAAAAGAUGACCUAUCUGAAUUAAGUAUUAACAAUUUGAAGAUAUCAGAAAGUGAUAGUGAAGAAGUGGCAGGCAGUAUUGAUGGCAGCACCUCAUGCCUGGAGCUAUGUUUCACGGAAGACGAAAGUGUUCCAGAUGAGAAAGUUUUAAAUUCGAUUUUAGAAAAUAAAGAGAAGGAAUAUUUGAAUUUACAAAUGAAAUGUAAUCAAAUAGAAAUAACGAGUAAGGAGAGAAUCAAUAAACUAGAGAAAGUGAUAUUAGAUCUGAGCAAAGAAAAUGAUAGACUGAAGGAACAGUUGCGGAAGUAUAUGUCAGCUGUUGAAAUGGGAAAGGCGUUAAAAAAUGAAGGAUGUGCCGAUGAAGAAGUCAGUCAGUAUGAGAGGAAAUUAGUACAGGUCGCUGAAAUGCAUGCAGAGCUAAUGGAGUUUAAUCAACAUUUACAAAAGCGAGUACAGGAGUUGGAGAACACAUCACUGAUGGAAAUAUUGGAAUGUCCCGAAUCAAAUGUAAAAGUUCACAUUCCGACGACAUUUUUAGUGGGAAAGAAAACACAUUCCUACCAUGUAUAUCAGAUAUUUCUUAAAGUUGGCCAAGAAGAGUGGAAUGUCUAUCACAGAUAUGCAAAAUUCCAUGAGUUACAUACACAGUUGAAGAAAUGCCAUCCAGAUAUAGCAGCUUAUAAAUUUCCACCAAAAAAAACCUUGAGGAAAAGGGACGCGCAGUUAGUGGAGCAACGUCGCGUGGCGUUGCAGGCGUACUUGCGACACGUGGUACUGGUGUUGCCAGAGUUGCGUGACUGUACCACACGCGCGCAUCUCAUCACUCUGCUACCGUUCCUAGGCACGUCAUCCACAUCGAAAGAAAAUGGACUGAAUCGUUCCCUAAAUCGGCAGCAAUCCGUCGAUUCAGUUUCUACUUAUGAUGGUCUGUGAUUAUGCGAGAGUAAUAAUAUUUUUAUAAUACAAUUAUGUAUUAUGAAAUGAGGAAUAAGAUUAUAAAUGGAAAUAAUUUUAUUGCCAAUAUUUUUAGUAUUGGUUUUCACAGUAUAACACAAUAUUGUUUUAAUUUCUUUUAACUGAACAUAAGAGUACAUAUGGUUUGUAAUAUAAAAUAUGAGUGAUCGAAAAUGCAACGACUACAUCGUUAUGUUAUGUGUAAUAAGCAGUGGUCGGAAUUAGGUAGAGUUAUUCAUGUACUUACACUGAUUUCAUACAGCGAAAGAAUAAAGUGGAUACGCCUCAAAUCCCGAGAUUAAUUUUAAAGAGCAGAAAAAAUCCCGUGAUUUUUUUAAAUAAAAAGUUAUUUACUUUUACCCAAUUUAAACUACUGCACGCAGGACGUUGCCAAACUUACAUCAAUGACAUCGAUGUCCAAAGAUGUCCAAGAUUGUCCAUGAGAAAUCCCGGGAAGGUCCACAUUAAUAUCAACAUUACGAUGCAAGUACAUAAAUAACUCUACCUAAUUCCGACCUCUGGUAAUAAGUAUAUCUGAUAUGUAAAUAUUAACAUACAGUAAAAUUAUGUAUGGGUAUCAAGUAAACUAUUAGUAUUAAACAGUAUCAGAAAUGUAGUUUGUUGCAGUAUGUAGGAAAAAUAGUUUAAAAUAUAUUUUAAUUGUGCAAUGAAAUAAAGUUAUUCACAGCAACAAUGUAUUAUUGAAUUAAUUUUAUGCUUUAUUUAUGUUUUAGACUGUGAUAUGAUUACAUAGCUUUACCGUGUAUUCAUAAGUUUUUAAAGGUAAUUCCGAUAAUUUUAAUAUAUUACCUUUUGGGUUAUUAUAGUAUUUGUUAUCUCUAAAACGAAGCCGUAUCUAGUUACUGUAGUAUCGAUCGUAUCGAUAGGACAGAUCACCCGACCUCUAUUCCGAUGUGUUAACAUCAUGUCAUGGUGUGUGUACCCCUUUAUUAAUAUUAACACUGACUGUCCUGUCCAUCAUUGUAUUUAAUACACUGAUGACUUUGCUUGAUACGUUAGUGCAUGACAGAACAUGCACCAAUGCAGUUACCAUAUUGUACAUUUUAUAUAUUUUUUUUUUAAUUAGUAGGUAGUAACAGAUAUAAUAAAAUACUGAAUUAGGAUGUACAGACUAAUAAAAGACAGACUCUAUUUCAGUAGUCUGUGCAUUUAAUACAAAGCAUUACUUUUCUUAAUUAUCUGAUAGCCUCUUAUAUAUGUGUUGUAGACGAAAUUAAAUUCAUUCAGUAACCCCCGAUUACCUUCAAAAUACAUUAAUAUUAUGGAUAUGGGAAUAUAAAUAUCGUUCGGACAGUUAAAGUGUUAAAAACUCCAAUAUAUCCAAAUUAAGUAUAAUAAUUAUUUUUACCGAAAUGCUGGUCAAUGUAUUAUUUAUACGCUACGCCACUGUUGUACCUUGUAAACCAUAUAUAUUUUGGUUCAUGUUGUAUUUAUUGAAAUCAUAUCAGGAAAGAUGUACAUAGUUUUAAGAAGAGUAUGUUAAUAAAUUAUGAAUAAAAAUUAUAUUGUAUAAAGAGUUUUAUAGUUAUUGAAAGAUUUAAUAUUUAACUGUACGAAACAAUAAAGUCUGUUCAUAU
This is a messenger RNA of Diatraea saccharalis (sugarcane borer), 3697 nucleotides long. The record is from the annotation of a GenBank genome assembly. Lineage: Eukaryota; Metazoa; Arthropoda; Insecta; Lepidoptera; Crambidae.